This is a messenger RNA of Salvia splendens (bonfire salvia), 643 nucleotides long. RefSeq names its product protein BRICK 1. Lineage: Eukaryota; Viridiplantae; Streptophyta; Magnoliopsida; Lamiales; Lamiaceae. Gene Ontology annotation, cellular component: SCAR complex. The transcript is spliced from 3 exons. The record is from RefSeq and is a predicted model, not a curated record. Bases 189 to 449 code for a protein of 86 amino acids. Gene Ontology annotation, molecular function: protein-containing complex binding. Gene Ontology annotation, biological process: cell motility; actin filament organization; regulation of actin polymerization or depolymerization.
AUUGUUUGGAGAUUGAACCUUUUUGUGCUGAUUCAGAUCUUACAAUAUGCUAUGUUGCGCAAGGCUUCAUCUUUUGCUAGUUUUUUUUAAUGUUUUCGGGUCUCUCAUUUGGGUUAACCUAUGUUUUUUCUGAAUCUAAUGGAAGAUCAGAGCAGUAGCGAUCAAAGUAUUACUGUCAAGUCUAAAAGAUGGCUCGAGCUGGGGGGAUAACGAAUGCUGUGAAUGUGGGAAUCGCAGUCCAAGCUGACUGGGAGAAUCGAGAAUUCAUUUCUCACGUCUCCCUCAAUGUUCGACGCCUGUUUGACUUCCUUGUGCAAUUUGAAUCUACUACAAAAAACAAAUUAUCAAAACUGAAUGAGAAGCUGGAUACAUUGGAGCGGCGCUUGGAAAUGCUGGAAGUGCAAGUCAGCAAUGCCACAGCUAAUCCUGCUCUCUUCACUUCUACUUGAUCUCCUCACCAUCUUUGUGAAAAAAUUGACAACAUGUGGUUAAUUUACUGGACUACUAUAUAUUCAUUUGUUUCUUACACCAAUGUACAUCGAUAUGUAAAACAAAUAUUUGACCCCGAAUGUGGUGCUGCUUCUCAUUUUAUGUACUACGAUUUACAUGGAAUUACUUCCAACUAAGGCCAUUUCCAACCUUA